Brassica napus (rape) is the source of this 2588-nucleotide messenger RNA. RefSeq names its product protein JAZ13. Bases 2008 to 2379 code for a protein of 123 amino acids. The transcript is spliced from 3 exons. NCBI's taxonomy places the organism in Eukaryota, Viridiplantae, Streptophyta, Magnoliopsida, Brassicales, Brassicaceae. The record is from RefSeq and is a predicted model, not a curated record.
GAUAGUUCAAAAGAAUUAUUUUAAUUUGAUAAAACACAACACUGAUGCAACAUUAACGUAUAUCAGUGUAUGUAUUAUGCAUUUGCAUAUAUAUAUAUAGCUAACUCAUAUAGUUAUAAUUGUAUACACAUGAAACAUGUAUAUUGAACAACUAAACCUUAUAACAACAAAUAUAAAUUUAAUUUGUAGCACACAAUAUUAAUACACAGAAUUAUGUAAAUGGAGUUAUUAAUACAUACAAACCUGACGAUCAACAAAUAGAAUUAUUAAAAAAAAACAAGUAGAAUUAUUAAUUCAUUCAAUACACAAAAAUAUGUAAGAUAUAUUUCACUAACAUAACACUAGAAUUAUUAAUUCAUUAAAUACACAAAAUUAUGUAAAAUUAAUUACAAACACUAAAACAUACCACAAACGACCAAAUUACAAAGGUAUGCAUUUUUUUGUUUCAUUAAUGAAAAUGAAAGAUGAUACAGGUUGUUUAAGUCCCAAAAAAGAUGGAAAAGACUUAAGGAACAAACUAGUAGAUUUAAGUUUCGAAAACGAAUUUUAAAGCUACAAUUUUUGAUCAAAUCACCGCUAAAGCGGAUAGGAAAUCCGACGACGCCAAUCGGCACGAGCCCCACCUUGGUAAAAGGUGUGGCACGUGCCACAUACUGAUUAAUAUAAUUUUCAUGUGAAAUGCUAGGACAUAUAAAAAUAUGUAGCCCUUUUGGUCUAAAUUGAUAUACCGUGUCCCACCCAAAACUAAGUUUGAAACUAUUAAAUUGCCUUUUUAGUUUCUACUCUUCGAUACAUUUUUAAUUACUUUUUAAUAAAAUAUUUUUCUUUAUUUUUGUUACCUAAGACUAUUUUUUAUUUUCUGAGUUUUCUACGUACUUUUUUGGUGAAAGUUGUCUAGAUAGUUACUAUUUUAUAAAAUAUUUUUUUCUUCCUCGUGUUUACUUAGAAUUCUAUUUUUUCUUUUUUUCUAUAAUAUUUUUCUUUGCCUUUCUAAUACUAAAUUUCUAUAAAAACUAUAGUUUAUUCUAAUUUUAACAAUUAUUCUACUAUUUUUAAUUUUUCAAUACUUAGAUUAACAAAACUAAGAGAAAUAAAGGUUUUAACUAUUAUAUGCAGUAUAUAAUUUAUAACAUUACUUAAAAUGAAGAUUUAAAUUUGUGAAAAUUAACUAUCAAGAAUAAAAAAAAUAUUGUUUAUAUGGUUCAUUUAAAAAUAAGAUGUAAAACUCAAGUCCCUAAUGUUAAUUUUUGUAAAAAAAAAAAAUUCAGUUCCGUUAAUUAUUUAAUAAUUUAAUUUUAUUUAUUGUGCCACACAUUAGAAUUUUUUUUUGAUCCGCCCCUACUCCCGACGACGCUUCAAAACAACGAACUCUGGUCAGAGUCCCCCGAAGACGCUUUGAGCACAAACCGAAUACAAGAUCAGAGAGACUCGCUUUGGUCCUUAAGUCUUUGGUCAGAUGAAAACCUGUAAAUGAUAGAUAAAACUUGUGAAUGUUCUAAAACUUAUUUUUAAAAUUCAAGUCUUUCUUAGAACAAAAUUUACAGCUAUAGAAAGUUUGGACUUGAAUUUAGGUACAUAUAGUUUACAUGAUAGUUCAAUAAUACAUGGUUUGACUAUUCUGACGUUAAUCGGGAAGCAUUCCACUCGAAUCAAGCGAUAUGACAGUCCUAAACGUAUUCUUAUUUAAACUGAUCGAAUCAGUCCUAAACAUAUAUAUAGAUUACAAAGUUAUAACCUGUAUGUAACUCAAGAUACUUCCUCAGACACUUUGAUUGAUAUAUGCAUUCUUACCGGUUCCGCCUACUUUUUCCUUUAAAAUACCUUUUCCUUCGUGUUGAAAACAUGAAGCACGUGACCAGAUUUGCAGAUAUUUGUUAUUUUUAAUUUCCUCAAAAAAAAAUAAAAGUUUAUAGCACGUUCUUAUUCAGACUUUAUAUGCAAGUAUUUCUAUAACUUGACUUCCAUAAACUGACCAAGCAAGAAGAAUCUUUACGCAGAGAGGAUCAUAUGGAGAAUUGCAGCUUAGAUCUCUGCCUAUCUCCAGUGACCUCUUCACUUCAAUCUUGUCACCGAGAUUCCAAGGUUAGUCAAUCUUUAGCCACGAGAACUAAGGAGAUCAAUGCAUUCUAUAAUGGGAGAGUACGAGAAUACGAUCUCGUAGAGAUCCAGAUAAGGGCGGUAAUAGAGAUGGCGAGCAAGGAGCGUGACAUAACGGUGUUAGAGUUAGCACCGGUUAGACUAGAAUCGCCCUUAGUGUUUCCGGUGAAGAGAUCAGUGGAGAGGUUUUUGGAGAAGAGAAAGAAGAGAAGCAAAUAUGUUACUACACCUUACAGUUACACUUGCAGCUCCACGUCUUCCUCCUCUUCGCAUCAUUUCUAAAACCCCACUUAUUUUUGUCAUUUUUCCGUAUACUCAACGGUGAACUUCGAGUUUUUUUUUCAAUCUUGUUUUUAAAUCAAGAUGUUUCAUUUGUAUAAAACUCGGAUCAUUUGGAUCGCUUGUAUUAGUUGUGUUCUCCUCAUCUAUAAUAGCAUAUCAUUUAGUAAAAUACGAAAAAUGCACACUUUAACAAACAAAUAUAGAGAAAC